AUGGUUGAUCUACUAGACCGGGUUGAGUUGGAUGGCGCCUUUGGCACAGUCAAAUACAUUGGCAGCUUGCCGAACUGGGGAGAUGACGUUACUGCGUACGGAAUUGAAUGGGAUGAUCCACAAAGAGGAAAAAAUAAUGGCACACUCGGCAACACUCGGUACUUUUCAGUAGACAAGCCAAACAGCGGGUCUUUUGUCAAGGCCUCCAACAAAAAGUUAAGAUUUGGACGUCUGUUUGUAGAAGCUGUUUUGGAAAAGUAUGCUGGAGAUGAGAACGUGCUGGCGUUGAAGCGGGAAAUCGUAUUCGGAUCAAAAAAGGUGGAGAGUAUAGGAUUCGAGAGACUCAAUCGGCAGCAGGCGACGCUUGAGGCUUUGGAAAGCGUGAGCUGUGAAAAGACGAUGGUCCAAUUUGCAGGAGAUGUGGAAAAGCUCCCGUUGAUGGAGAAGGUGAAACAUCUCGAUUUGAGUUAUAACCUUUUGGUGGAUAUGGGGGAAUUGAAGAAGAUCACAGAAAAAAUGCCUAGGUUGAGGUCGUUGAACCUCAAUGGCAGUCAAUUGAGAACAUUUGGCGCUCAAAUAGUGCUGGUGGAAGAGCUUGAUGUGGCAUCCUGUGGGAUUUCUGAAGAGAACUUGGGAAAGCUCUUGCGUUCCUUUCCCAAUCUUCGACGUCUCUGCGUUGCAGGCAACAAAUUAAAAAGCUUCAAGAUUGACUUUUCAGCUUCCCUUCGAUCCAUAGAUUUGUCGUACAACGAACUACUGGAGUUGCCUGUGUUGCCUGUGGAGGAGCUCUCAGCGGCUAAUAACCAAAUCACCCGCUUGCCUCGCCGUGCCUCACCUACAAGAAUAUUAGAUCUACGAGACAACCCGAUUUUGAGUUGGAAGGAAAUUGACAUGGUUGCUGAGAGUUUUCCUGACCUUGAAGAACUCCGAAUCGAUGGCUGCAAAGUAUUUGACCAACUAUCGAUAGAUGAAAUGACCGCCAUGCUCGUGGGCCGCCUUCUGUGCCUGUCUCAUCGUGGUCAGGGCAUAAGCAAGCUCAACGGAAGUGACUUGCGGACUGAUGAAAUACGCAACUCUGAGCUCUAUAUCGUUUCCAAGGCACAGAAAGGUCAAAUCGAGGUGCUUUCCCAGAAUCGCUGGGAGCAACUUCUGAAGAAGUAUAAUCUCGAAAAAAAAGCUACAACACCUCAACGUCAUCCAGAUCGCUUCCUUUUAACUAUGAGAACACUGUCCGGGGAUCUCAUGUUCUCAAGAGUAUUUCUACUGACUAACACAGUGCUACGUCUCAAAGGUAUAGUUACUAGGCACACUGGCGUGCCUGUGCAUCGUUUCAAUCUCUACUAUUACCCAAGCGAUAUUCGUCUCGACGACGACGUCUCGAAGACUAUCUUGGACGACGACAUUGCCACGUUGGCCAGCACUGGGCUCGACAACGAAUGCUGUAUCUAUUAUGAACCGCACAUGAUCUGA
Molecule: messenger RNA, 1470 nt
Organism: Candidozyma auris
Lineage: Eukaryota; Fungi; Ascomycota; Pichiomycetes; Serinales; Metschnikowiaceae
Exons: 1
Coding region: 1-1470 (489 amino acids)
Molecular function (GO): protein binding
Source: RefSeq, a predicted model, not a curated record